UUCUUUUGGCAAUUAAUCUUCCCAGAUUCUCCAGACUUCAUUGACUUGGAAUUUGAUUCAUCUUACGCACUACAUAAUGUUACCGCAAGACAAGUAUAUUUGCCUGGACGCAUGCCCAUGCCAGGUCCAAUGCCAGCCCCAAUGCCAAUGCCAAUGCCAAUGCCAAUGCCAAUGCCGAUGGCAAGGCCUCUUCCAGGUCCAGUGUCAAAUCCCGGUCGUGUGUACUACUCUCCGGUACAACGCAGACCAAUGCAAAUGCCCACGCCAAUGCUAAUACCAAUUGUCAUCCUACCAAUUGGUAUAGGCAGUUACCCUAACAUGGGCUAUAAUUACAAUCAAUAUUAUGGGCCAGGUGGCAUUUACCCCACUUAUAAUAACCAAUACAGCACUCAAAGUCCCAACUAUGACUACUACAACAACAACAACAACAAUAAUAAUUACAAUUAUGUCAACAAUAACAAUGAUUACAACUCAUAUGGAUAA
Drosophila hydei is the source of this 483-nucleotide messenger RNA. Its product is annotated as tetra-peptide repeat homeobox protein 1-like. Lineage: Eukaryota; Metazoa; Arthropoda; Insecta; Diptera; Drosophilidae. The record is from RefSeq and is a predicted model, not a curated record. The annotation marks the transcript as partial. The transcript has a single exon.